Messenger RNA from Bathycoccus prasinos, 1506 nucleotides. RefSeq lists its product with no specific name. The transcript has a single exon. NCBI's taxonomy places the organism in Eukaryota, Viridiplantae, Chlorophyta, Mamiellophyceae, Mamiellales, Bathycoccaceae. The record is from RefSeq and is a predicted model, not a curated record. The coding region runs from base 1 to 1506 and encodes 501 amino acids.
AUGAAGAAGAAUAAAAACACGACGAACAACACGCACCAACUGAUUACUUUUUUCAAGUUCACCGUGCUUUCAAACGCGGAGGAUGAAGUGGACGCGCACCGAGAGUUUAUCGAGACGAACAACUUGGAAAUCCGAGGAAGGAUAUACUUGAACGAACAAGGCGUGAACGCGCAAAUGAGCGGCAAAGGCACGGACGGUGAGACGUACGCGAGAUGGGUGGAGAAGAGAGCACCGUUUAACGGGAUGCGGAUCUCGGUGUAUCCUUACCACGAGCACGGACAUCCGGAUCUUCGUUUAAGAGUGAAACCGCAAUUAGUGCAGUUGGAAAACGGCACCGCGCAUUUACCGAUUGCGGAUACAUCGAAACGCGGGACGAGUUUGUCGCCGGAGGAAUGGCACGAGAUGAUCGAAAAAGCGAACGAGGAUCCAAGCGAUAAGGAGAAUCCUUUGCUGUUAGACGUGAGGAACGGGUACGAGUGGGACGUUGGGCACUUUAAAGGUGCGCAAAGGCCGGUCCAAGAAUCGUUUCGGGAGACGGUGGAAACGAACGUGGACGAUAAAAUCGGGCCGUUGGCGGAUAUGCCGAAAGAUAAACCCAUCAUGAUGUAUUGUACCGGUGGAAUUCGAUGCGACGUGUACAGCACGGUGCUAAAAGAGCAAGGAUACGAGAACGUCAUGGUUCUGGAAGGAGGUGUGCAGGCGUAUUUUGAAAAGUUUGGGAACGAGGAGAAGCACGCGUGGGACGACCAUUUGUUUGUGUUUGAUAAUCGGUUGGCGAUGACGCCGAAAGGAACGCCGGCGGCGGACCUUGGCGAGAAAGCGGCAACGUUGGAAUGUCACGUGUGUAAACAAAAGAACGCGCCGCCACCGCACAGAAACUGCCCGAACGUGGAUUGUAAUCGCUUGUUUUUAGUGUGCGAGGGAUGUUCUGAAAAGUUGGACGGAUUUUGUUGCCACGAGUGCACGCAAGCGACGCACGUGCGGCCGCAGUUGGUCAAUCCAGGGAGGUAUAAGAAAUACGCGUCGUACGAUACUCCCGAGGCGAGAGCGGCCAGACGAGGCGACGGGAGACAACGAAGAAAGCAAUUGAGGCUCAGGAAAAGGAAGUUGGCGUGCGCAGAGUACGUGAUUAGGACUGUACUCGGCGACGACGAAGCCGCUUCGUCUUCAAACGAAUCUUCCUCCGGGACCUUUGCGGCUCGAACGCGUAGUAAUAAUAAAGUAGAAGAAAACGACGACGAGGAGGACGACGACGACGACGAAGAAAAAGAAGAAGAAGAAGAAGAACCCGAAGAGUGGGAUGAAACCGGGAAAGAGAAGAAAAUCAAGCCGCAAAAUUCGAAAUAUUUGCGUCUGCGCAUGCGAUUGGAAGAAGCGAUUCCGUUCGUGCAAGGAGACAUAUCGCCAGAAAAAUUAGUGACUGCGAUGGAAACGCUGAAUAUAAAUAGAGUUGGAGGAAGAAGCGCGCCCGAAAGAAAGAAGUCCUUGGAAGAAAGCCGAGGAUAA